Molecule: messenger RNA, 989 nt
Organism: Notolabrus celidotus (New Zealand spotty)
Lineage: Eukaryota; Metazoa; Chordata; Actinopteri; Labriformes; Labridae
Product: gamma-crystallin M3-like
Exons: 1
Coding region: 369-923 (184 amino acids)
Biological process (GO): visual perception; lens development in camera-type eye
Molecular function (GO): structural constituent of eye lens
Source: RefSeq, a predicted model, not a curated record
UAUACAGAGACUCUACAAACAACAGAAAUGUGAGAAACAAAGAACAGAAAAAAUGUUGCUGAUGAAAAAAGAGUUUGCGUCACUGAAAAAACAAUGUCAAGGUGUGACCUCUGGCCGUUAACCCUUUCACCCGCUCUGUGACCCCCACGCUGAGAGAAAGACUCUGUGAGCCCACUGGCCCCUGAAAGAGUAAACCAUAUUCUGUGCAUUUCUAUGACGCUGCUGCUGGCUCAGGGGUUUAGACAAAAGGAUCAGUCUUUGGAGCAGGUAUAAAAGGAACGGGUUAAACAGGGAAAGGUACAGUUCAGACCAAGUCUAGCAGCAGCAACAGCUACAGCAGCAGCAACAGCAGCCCUCUGACCAACAAGAUGACUUCCACUGGAAUGAACAUGAUGAGCAGGAUCGUCUUCUACGAGGAGAAGAACUUCCAGGGUCGUUCCUAUGAGUGCAUGAGCGACUGCCCCGACAUGUCCUCCUACCUGAACAGGUGCCACUCCUGCAGGGUGGAGAGAGGCUGCUUCAUUGUGUACGACCGCACCAACUUCAUGGGUAACCAGCACUUCAUGAGGAGGGGCGAGUACGCCGACUACAUGAGCAUGAUGGGCAUGAGCGACUGCAUCAGGUCCUGCCGCAUGAUCCCCAUGCACAGGGGAUCCUUCAGGAUGAAGAUCUAUGAGAGGGAGAACUUCGGCGGCCAGAUGCACGAGGUGAUGGAGGACUGUGACAACAUCAUGGACCGUUACCGCAUGUCCCAGUGCAUGUCCUGCAACGUGAUGGAGGGUCACUGGCUGAUGUACGAGCAGCCCCACUUCAGAGGCAGGAUGAUCUACAUGAGGCCCGGCGAGUACAGGAACUUCAUGAACAUGGGCAACAGCAGCAUGAGGUUCAUGAGCAUUAAGCGUAUCACCGACUCCUGCCAGUAAACUCCUGACUUUGAAUGAAAGAAUCAAAGCCUAAACUGCUAAAGAAAUAAAAAAUAUAAACAUGAA